AUGUCAGGAGAUCCAUCCACUCGAAACCAGUCCAAAUGGUGUUCCUAUCAUUGGGACAAAGGCCAUAGGAUAGAAGACUGCAGAGAGUUCAAACAACACUUGGAAGAAUUGGUGCGACAAGGGCAUCUUAAGGAAUUCAUUGACAAAAAGAUUACCGCUGCUGAAAAGAAGGCGGAGCCCCAGCCAAAGGAGCAGGGAGAACCUUCGCACUACGUGGUUAGUUUUAUUGAUGCAAUGGUGCCAGAUGCACAACUUAGCGAUGAGAUAAGGCGGAUAGAGUAUAGGAGGGCCCGACACCAACAAGAGGUAAUACGGAUGGAUUUUAAUCCCAAGUUGGGAACCAAGAGGCCAAGGGAGGCAACUGCAAUCACUUUCACAAAGGAAGAUGCAACAUGA
Molecule: messenger RNA, 396 nt
Organism: Tripterygium wilfordii
Lineage: Eukaryota; Viridiplantae; Streptophyta; Magnoliopsida; Celastrales; Celastraceae
Exons: 1
Coding region: 1-396 (131 amino acids)
Source: RefSeq, a predicted model, not a curated record